Perca fluviatilis (European perch) is the source of this 845-nucleotide messenger RNA. It is a transcript of the gene ppiab, whose product is annotated as peptidylprolyl isomerase Ab (cyclophilin A). Bases 87 to 584 code for a protein of 165 amino acids. Gene Ontology annotation, cellular component: intracellular membrane-bounded organelle. The record is from RefSeq and is a predicted model, not a curated record. Lineage: Eukaryota; Metazoa; Chordata; Actinopteri; Perciformes; Percidae. The transcript is spliced from 5 exons. Gene Ontology annotation, biological process: protein folding; protein peptidyl-prolyl isomerization. Gene Ontology annotation, molecular function: peptidyl-prolyl cis-trans isomerase activity.
GAUCCAGUGUCUCUGACGCGUUGUCAGGAAUUCAUACAAGUGCGUAUUUCCAUCAUCAUACCCGUAUCACAGGCAGGUCUAUCAACAUGGGGAACCCCAAAGUUUUCUUUGACAUCACCAUUGAUGGAGCCAACGCUGGCAGGAUUAUAAUGGAGCUCCGGGCUGAUGUGGUCCCAAAGACUGCAGAAAAUUUCCGUGCUUUGUGCACCGGGGAGAAGGGUUUUGGCUACAAGGGCUCCACGUUCCACCGUCUCAUCCCUAAAUUCAUGUGCCAGGGAGGGGACUUCACCAAUCACAAUGGAACUGGAGGCAAAUCCAUCUACGGGGAGAAGUUUGCAGAUGAGAACUUCCAGCUGAAGCACACAGGCCCGGGCAUCCUGUCCAUGGCUAAUGCCGGGCCCAACACCAACGGAUCCCAGUUCUUCCUCUGCACAGAAAAAACUGACUGGCUGAACGGCAAGCACGUGGUGUUUGGCUGCGUUGUGGAGGGCAUGGAUGUUGUCAAGGCGAUGGAGAAGCAAGGCACGAAGAGCGGCACUCCUAAAGCCAAGGUUGUCAUCGCCGACUGUGGGGAAUUAAACUAGAGCGACGAGGCUCCUUCAGCUGGGAUGUAUCCUCUACCGUCCACAGCCCAGUUAAUCUCUGAGAUAGUCGUGUAUAUCUGCUCCAUCCGUAGAGAACCCCCCAGUUAACCCUGCUUCCUCCUCCGAAAAUGUCCGUCUCCUGCGUUGAUAUUCGUUGUGUAAUAUUUUGUACCUUCUAAUUUGUUCCUUGAGGACCACGUUUGUUAACAAAAUCUGAAUGAAAUGAUCUCGAUGUUGUAAAUAAAACAACUUGAAAGCUUA